Molecule: messenger RNA, 1578 nt
Organism: Fraxinus pennsylvanica
Lineage: Eukaryota; Viridiplantae; Streptophyta; Magnoliopsida; Lamiales; Oleaceae
Source: the annotation of a GenBank genome assembly
AUGGACCAGAGGAAUGAUUAUGAGAAAACAUUGAACGCUUCACCAGAUUAUUCUGGAAAUGAAGGGAUGAAAAGAAGGAACCCCAAUGAUGAAAAAGAACCAAAUGGUAUUGGACCAGAUGAUACAGUUUACCGUUAUUUAUGUCCAUCGAGAAAAAUUGGGAGCAUUAUUGGAAUUGGCGGGGAUAUAGCGAAGCAAUUGAGAGCAGAAACCCACGCAAAGAUUAGGAUUAGCGAGACUAUCUCGGGAUGUGAUGAACGUGUAGUCACCAUUUAUAGCACAAGUGAUGAAACAAAUGGUUAUGAGGAGGACCCAGUUUCGCCUGCGCAAGAUGCCCUUUUUCGGGUGCAUGACAGGGUGGUCACUGAGGAGUCGCCUGUGAAUGGUGCAUUUGAGGAGCCUCUGCAAGUCACUGUGCGUUUUCUUGUGCCAUCUGAUCAGAUAGGUUGUGUGAUUGGGAAAGGAGGACAAAUAAUCAAGAACAUACGAAAUGAAACUGGUGCUCAGAUCAGAAUUUUGGGUAGCGAGCAUUUACCACCUUGUGCUCUGAGUUCUGAUGAACUUAUCCAGAUAACAGGGGAAGCUACUGUUGUGAAGAAAGCUCUAUACCAAGUUGCAUCUCGUCUUCAUGAUAACCCCUCAAGGUCACAGCAUUUGCUCUUGUCGGCAUCCAGCAUUUAUAGGUCUGGAAUAGCAUUCAACAAUCCAAAUGUCGGUGGCCCUCUCGUGGGUGUGAUUUCAUCAGUGGGUCCAUAUGGGAGUUCUUACACUGCAAAGGAGUUCUCACUUCGUUUGAUUUGUCCACCAGAAAAUAUAGGAGCUGUAAUUGGAAAAGGUGGUGUCAUUAUUAAACAAAUAAGACAGGAAUCAGGGGCAUUCAUUAAAGUUGAUAGUUCUGUUGCUGAAGGAGAUGAUUGUGUUAUUUCCAUAUCAGCAAAGGAGAUGUUUGAUGCUCCUUCCCGAACUAUCGAUGCGACAAUGCGGUUGCAACCACGGUGCAGUGAGAGGUCAGAGAGAGAAUCAGGUGAUCCUGUUCUCACAACGCGUUUACUUGUACCAAGCUCUAGAAUUGGGUGUCUUAUUGGUAAAGGUGGGGCUAUCGUUAAAGAGAUGAGAAAUACUACGAGGGCAAACAUCCGGAUUCUUUCUGACGAACAUGUUCCCAAAGUUGCAUCUGAAGACGACAAGAUGGUGCAGAUUACUGGAGACACGAAUACGGCUAGAGCUGCCUUACUACAAGUAGUGAUGCGCUUGAGGGCAAACAUAUUUGAGACUGAGGGAACUUCAUCUGGAUUUUCUACACCUGCCCCAUAUCGUCAAACAUCACCAGACAUGUCUGAUGGCCCAAAAUAUAUGGGUCGUGAUAAUAGAUCAAGAAAUCAUGGAUAUUCAACUUACUCAGGUGGUUAUGACUCCAAAAAUUUUCCACCAAGUGAAAGUUACGGGAGUUAUAAUACUUCACAGAUCGUUGAUGAAAGUGGUUAUGGAGCAUAUGGUGGUUAUUCAUCAAGUCAUUCUGGUGUCGCUGGGUUCUCUAGCCAGAAUCCAGUUUCUUCUGAAAAAUCUUAUGAUUAUUAG